UUCCGCCGACAGUUUCGUGUGUUAGCUUAGCAGGCACGGUAGCUAACUAGCUGCUAAUGCAGUCCCUUAAUGACAGUGCUUUUCAAUUAUUUGGGAGGUCGUAUCUAAAAUGAAUGCGACACGUUUAACGUCUGGUUUAGCUAUUUAAAAAACAUAAUAUUGUAUCGCGUAAGAUACUUCAAGUUGUAUUAGUUAGCCACCUGCUAGCAAGCGUUUACUAACGUAAUUAAGACUAACGUUAUUUAGACUAACGGUACACUAUGGCAAGUGCAGCAAGCGCAAAUCUAAACGCAGUCCGGGAGACCAUGGACGUGCUCCUCGAGAUCUCCAGGUUGCUGAACACAGGUUUGGACAUGGAGUCUCUGUCGAUAUGUGUGAGGCUGUGUGAGCAAGGCAUCAACCCAGAAGCUUUGUCUGCAGUCAUCAAAGAGCUGCGUAAAGCUUCUGAAACCCUCAAGGCUCCUGAAAACUGCACUAACUGAAGAUGCAGCCCGAUCGUCUCAGUUUGAACUCUAAUGGGAUCAAGCCCCAUUCCUGGAUCUGUACCUACGACGGGCUCUCCAGCCAAUCAGAUAUGCCUGUGUGUCGGCACUGUGUCCUCUGUGCUUUGACUUGUGUCUUGAGUUGUUGUGUGGAGGUAUCAACCUCGGUCCUCUUCCUAAACACAAAUCUUCUCCCGACAUUAGGGCAUGCUCGGCCAUUCUGCCUCAUAUUUGCUUGCAAGUUUCUCCUCCGGCCAUUUAUAAAGUGGAAGAUCAGAAUGGUUUUAGCAUUGACAUCCUGCCUCAAUUUAAGAGCAUACUUUCAAUUUCUGAUAGUCAACUUGUGUUGCACUUUUCAUGAGAAUUUUUUUUAAUGAUGUUGUGAAAUAUCAUUUGCUAUAAAUUGUAUUUUAAUUUUGUGUAUGCAUAAUGCAUUUUUUGACUUAAACCUUUUGAUAUUUCCAUUGUCUGCUCAAUUAAGCAUCAAUGAUGGCUCAAAGUCUAAAUUAAAAUGUUGCUGUCAAUGACCACAAGGUGGUGUUGUGUCAUUCUUAUUCUUAUCUGAGACAUAGGUGUUUAUUAGGCGUUAUGUUUUAAUUCUGUGUUUCCACUCUCACAGUUUCCCUGAUGUCUGAGAGCAGUGAAAUACUGAGACUUCAUCGGGUACUUUUCAAAUAAUAGUUUCCUUAUUUAACGUGAUGUCUUUUUUCCUAUGCGGCCUUGAUCCCAUUGUAGAACAACAAAGCAUUUUUCCCCAGUGAUGUAAUUCUUAAUGGCUUUCAAAUGGGACUUGAAAUUUUCUGAAGGAUUGUGCAAAGGAAAUGAUCUUUCCUGUCACACUAGGUGAAAGGGAAAAAGAUACAAACACGGCGCAUGCAGGGGUGAUCACAUCAAAAUGUACAAAAGACAUGAACAAGGGUCAUUCUUUACAGCAGGAUGUCCUGUUGAUCUUAAAUCUUACCCCCUUAAUGUCUAUCAACACACACACAAAAAAAUAAUUUGAGAUUUAUUGCAAACUUUACAAAAAAAACGUGUCUUUGAUCAAGCAGAAAUGAA
This is a messenger RNA of Anarrhichthys ocellatus (wolf-eel), 1538 nucleotides long. It is a transcript of the gene mzt1, whose product is annotated as mitotic spindle organizing protein 1. The transcript is spliced from 3 exons. Gene Ontology annotation, biological process: mitotic spindle assembly; gamma-tubulin complex localization; microtubule nucleation by interphase microtubule organizing center. The record is from RefSeq and is a predicted model, not a curated record. Gene Ontology annotation, cellular component: spindle; interphase microtubule organizing center; gamma-tubulin ring complex. Lineage: Eukaryota; Metazoa; Chordata; Actinopteri; Perciformes; Anarhichadidae. Bases 261 to 482 code for a protein of 73 amino acids.